Messenger RNA from Dreissena polymorpha, 2007 nucleotides. Its product is annotated as receptor-type tyrosine-protein phosphatase gamma-like. Gene Ontology annotation, biological process: protein dephosphorylation. Gene Ontology annotation, molecular function: protein tyrosine phosphatase activity. The record is from RefSeq and is a predicted model, not a curated record. NCBI's taxonomy places the organism in Eukaryota, Metazoa, Mollusca, Bivalvia, Myida, Dreissenidae. The transcript is spliced from 9 exons. The coding region runs from base 18 to 587 and encodes 189 amino acids.
GUCAACAAAGAAUCAAUAUGGUUCAGACCAAGAACCAGUACUUGUACCUCCACGAAGUUUCGUGUGAAGCGCUUUGCACUGUUGGUGAAGUAUUGGAAAACACGGCUUUUAUUGACACCCCGCGCACAUCUGAUUCACUGAACCAGGAAUAUCAGCACAUUUGCAAAUCACACAUCCCCGAUCGAGAAAAAGGUGUGACAGAUGGCGAAUAUACGCUAGUCCUAGAUGGCGAAAAGCUAGACAAUCUGGAUAAAAAUGCUGACUUGUGUGUUGUUCCGGAUGAUAGAUACCGCCCUGUACUGAACAUGACGUUGAAUACUUUGGGACAUAACGAUUAUAUCAACGCUGUUCAUUUUUCGACAUUCGGAGAGAAGGAUAGGUUGAUUCUUACCCAGUCGGCAAUUGUGAGCUCUGCAAUAGAUUUUGUUCGGUUGUUACACGACCACGUUAUCAGAACGGUGGUGACUUUCGCCGACGAGGUGGAAUACUACAUGACGGGCAGUAGUGAAAGCUGCUUGAUUGGACAAUUCACAGCCACAACUAAGUCUGACACACAGAAACAAGUUUAUAAAGAAUCCGUUGUAUAAUUUAAAUAUAUUGCAGAGUAUGAGGGUUUCGAAGUCCGGAUCAUCCGAUUUAAGAAAUGGUCAAACACUUUGGACUUUUGCAACAUAAAAGACCUGAUGAGUCUUUUAAUUAGUGUUCAGGAAAGCGCCUGUAGGAGGCCGGUCGUUCUUCAGUGUCGUGACGGAUAAAGUCAGAGUGGAUUGUUUGCGGUUUUAUGGUGCCUCGUGGAGCCAUGUCAACGGGAUGGGGAGGUGGCGGUGGCAGAAACAGUGAAGAUGAUCAGAAAAAGGAGAAAACAAGUCAUCACUAAUGAGGCACAAUAUCGGUUCUGCCAUCCGUUCAUGAGAGAGUAUAUCGAGGGCAGCCUGGUAUAUGCUAAUACAUAAAGUACGUGGGGCAAGAAUACAAAGAUUAAACUUUCUUGAUGGAAUUUAUUUGAGGAAGAUUUUAUUGACUGAAUUAUACGAGGAACAUAUCGUUUAUCUUCACGAAAGUAAGACAUUUAUUUUAAGAUGAUUGAUGUCCUAAUGUUGUGUGCACAUAACUGUUUUUCAUAUGCAGAAUAUUACAUAAAAUAGCAUGACUCCACGUGUAAAUAGUUAAAUCUUAAAAUAUAAUGCAUAUGUUUACAGUUGACAAAUGCUUGUUGUGUUUUUACUUUUACUUUUCGGCCGACCUAAUUGCGCAGCUUGUAUGUGAAGUUUAUGUCAUAACAUAUCCAACCCCAAAGUUAAAAUACAAGGAUAGUUUUGUUUACAGCGUAUGUGUUUACAUGUUGAUGGAUGAUACGAGUGUAAACAAAAUCGAAUGAUUAUGUUUGUAAUUUUCAAUAUUUUCAAGAUCCGCUCGAAAAGCUUAUUGUUCAGAUGACUUAUAAAAGACAAGGGAAUGGUGAGACGAGUUCAUUUCCUAAUAAUGUAUCUACAGUUUGCUUUGCCUUACAUAUUUACAAAAGAAACACUAUUGUGCACAUAUGAAAGUUAACGAGCAAUGUGUUCAACGUGUGCAGUAUAAGAUAUAAGUUUACUUUCUACACCAAACAUCUAUUGGAAACUCCAAAAUAUGUAAGCGCUAAGAUGAAUGCAAUAUCUUUAUACCAAGAAGAUAUUCCAUGUGCAGUAAGGAAAUCUCUUGAUUGAGAUUGGCUGAGGAUUAUACUAUGUUAUGUCUUCAUGUUUGAAUUAUGCUUGUUAGCAUACCAUGUAUCACACUAUGCAUGAAUGCUGUAAUUGCUUUUAUAAGUGCAAUAUAUUUGUUCUUACUUUUAUUGUGCCAUAAAAACAUGUUUUAAUCAUUGUACACGUUUGUAACGUUCCCACGAAUUUGUUAUAAACAAAAACACAUUUUCUAAACAAAAUGAAUUUUUGGAUAUAAGUACAUUACUGUUUGAUGCAUUUUGGAAUCAGAUUCUUGUCAUAACCAGUUUUUACUAUUAUGGUU